Messenger RNA from Solea senegalensis (Senegalese sole), 1775 nucleotides. RefSeq names its product 5-hydroxytryptamine (serotonin) receptor 1B (gene htr1b). Gene Ontology annotation, biological process: adenylate cyclase-activating adrenergic receptor signaling pathway; chemical synaptic transmission; bone remodeling. Gene Ontology annotation, molecular function: G protein-coupled serotonin receptor activity. The coding region runs from base 353 to 1486 and encodes 377 amino acids. Gene Ontology annotation, cellular component: plasma membrane. The record is from RefSeq and is a predicted model, not a curated record. The transcript has a single exon. NCBI's taxonomy places the organism in Eukaryota, Metazoa, Chordata, Actinopteri, Pleuronectiformes, Soleidae.
GACGCAGCUCUGCACAACCUGUUGUUGUUGUUGUGCGCCCUACAUGCGGAUUAUCUGUGACAUCUGCCCAGAUGUUGAGACGCUCUGCUCAUCACUGACAUUUUUGGGUUUGGUGUGUGUGUGUGGUUGCAGUUAUUUAGGGGAGUUUUAUUUCUGGUUUAUUUUUUUUUUUUUAUGGCUGGAAAAAAAACCGCAAAACUUUGGAAUUCUUGCUGGGAAUUGAUAUAGAUCAAAGGCUGAAGAGGAGAGAUGAUUGUGCCAUGUGAUAUGAUGGGAUAGCAGGGGAGAAGGCGACGUUGACCGCGAAACCUCUCACAACAUGACAAGUAGUGACUGAAAAAAAAAUAAAGUCAUGGAGCUCCUCGUUGACGUCGUGACAGCUGAGCCGGUGAACGCCACGAACGGCAGUUUCACCACAGCGUCGUCCACGGUGGACGAGAGCGCGCAGAGUCUCGUGUAUCAGAUCAGUCUGGCGGUGGUGUUGUCCGUCAUCACGCUGGCCACCACUUUAUCCAACGCGUUUGUCAUUGCGACAAUCUCGCAGUCGAAAAAGCUGCAAACUCCGGCCAACUUUCUCAUCGCCUCUCUGGCCGUCACUGACCUCCUCGUGUCCAUCCUGGUGAUGCCAAUCUGCGUCCUGUACACCGUCAUCCACACCUGGACGCUGGGCCAAGUCGUGUGCGACAUCUGGCUCUCGUCGGACAUAACGUGUUGCACUGCGUCCAUACUCCAUCUGUGCGUAAUCGCUUUGGAUAGGUACUGGGCCAUCACGGACGCAGUGGAGUACUCCAAAAAGCGCACGCCCGGGCGCGCGGCGGGGAUGGUGGCCACAGCCUGGGUCAUCGCCAUCUCCAUCUCCCUGCCGCCGCUCUUCUGGAGGCAGGUGAAGGCGGAGGAGCUGACGAGCUGCAGCGUCAACACGGACCACAUUUUCUACACCAUCUACUCCACCUUUGGGGCUUUUUACAUCCCCACGCUGCUGCUCAUUGUCCUCUACGGACGGAUUUACGUCGAGGCUCGGAAGCGCAUCCUGAAGCAGUCCCCCAAGAAGGUGGGGAAGAGACUCACCUCCGCGCACCUGGUCACCAACUCCCCGGGCUCCGCGGCGUCCACCGCGCCCUUGCAGGGCGGGAAACACGACACCAUGUCCAGCGACACCGGGUCCUCGACCAGCGAGAACCAGGUGAAAGUGACGCUUUCGGACGCUCUCCUGGAGAAAAAGCGGAUUUCUGCAGCCAGAGAGCGAAAAGCCACAAAAACACUGGGGAUUAUCCUCGGCGCGUACAUCGUCUGCUGGCUGCCGUUUUUCAUUUACACGCUGGUGGUGGCCACGUGUGACACGUGUUUCAUCCAAGAGUUGUUUGACUUCUUCACCUGGUUGGGUUACCUGAACUCCCUCAUCAACCCCAUCAUAUACACCAUGUCCAAUGAGGACUUUAAGAAAGCUUUUCACAAACUUGUCCGCUUCAGAUGCUGCAGGUGGUGAAGUGAACAACGGCGCACCUUUUAGUUUUUGGAUAUUAUACAUUAAGUCCUCAAAGUGACUUAUAUAGAAUAAUAUAUAAGUAAUAUAAGUGGAGAAUCAUAAUGAGCCUUUUUACGCAUGCGGUGGAAGAGCCAUCCAUGUCCAUCGUGGAGGUUUUAAGAGCCAGGCUCAUUCAACCACACACAGAAAAUGUGUUUACUUUCAUGACAUCAGUUUUAUCUAAUGAUGUUGAUUUAACUGAAGUCACUGAUUGAGCAAAAUCUCAUCGAGAAUGAAUUAAAAAAAAAAA